CUGCACAUAAGUAAGAGAACACCAGAGGGAAGGACAUAGUGCUAGGAGGAAGCAAGAAGAUAAGACCAGUUGGAACUCCAGGGAAGAAUCUCUAAUUCAGUGCAAUUCCAUCCUUUGUCUCAGCAAAUUGUAAGGUUGAAGAUUUGAAGGGCAGGAGACCCUGGAAGAGCUGGUGGAGAGGACAGCACCACAAGUGGCUUCAUGGAGUCGCAGGCAACAACAAAGGGAACAUUCUCAUCCUUUCCCCAGAUGGGUACCAUUUCCUUCCCACAAGGUCCAAUAGGAACACCUGUGCCAUUUUAUAAAUCGAAAGCAUACCUGCAGAACUUCCUGAAAGGGGAGCCCAAGGUGCUGGGGACUGUCCAGAUCAUGAUCGCCCUGAUGAACUUUGCCUUGGGAAUGAUUAUCAUUUUGGUUCAACCGGGAAUUUACCUACAUGAAUAUUUUUUUCUUAACAGUGGCUACAUAUUCUGGGGAACAGCAUUUUUCCUUGUCUCUGGCUCUCUUUCCAUUGCUGCAGAGAAUAAAACCACAAACACUCUGGUCCAAAGUAGCCUAGCAAUGAACACUGUCAGUGCAGUGGCAGCAGGGCUGGGAAUCAUCCUUUUAUCAAUCAACUUGGCAAUGACUGAUUCAUCCUAUUAUUUUUGUACCCAUGAAAGUUCCUAUGAAACCUGUGCUUGCGGUUUGGCUGUGUUGCUGGGAAUCAAUGUGAUUCUACUAUUCCUCGCCAUUUUGGAAUUUGCCUUCUCCAUCGCAGUCUCAAGCUUUGGCUGUAAAGCAACUUGUUGUAGUCAGAGUGGGGUUACCAUCUUCAUGCCUUCUCCAUCCCAAGUACCAGUUACUGAGGCAUAAAGAGGAGAGAAACUACUUCAAAGGAGAGCUGCUGACACCACCGCAUUACCUGGAAGUCAUCCUGACAGUCUCAUAUCACACACAUGCUUCCCUGUUCCUCAGAGAAAGCUCCUUCCAUUAUUGGCUGUUUUUCAAUGAAACAAAGAGCAAAUUGUCUCAGGUUUCCUGAAAUUCUUUGUUAACAGUCGCUUUCAUUCUUAGUCAUGCACUGCUCACAUCUACUUCCCCAUUUUGCACCCAGGCCCCUGAAUAUCUCAGGAUUUGCUCACAAACUAUCAGCAAACAUAUCAGGAAAUCUUUUUCCUUUCGGUGCACAGGAAGACUAAUCUGCCCAAGACUCCCUAUGGAUGCUGGGAAAUAGGGUCAUUACAAGAGAAGAGGAGAGAAGGAAAAGAGAUGGGAAUGGGAGUACCAAACUACUUUUCUUCUGUUCUCCAUGAAUCAAGAUUCCCACCUAUGGAAUUUUCUGCUGCUCCUACCUGUGAAAUUGGAUGUUUCCACCUCCAGUGGCCUGGACUCCAUCAUCUUUGUUCUUUGCCCUCUCUGUUUGCUCCUGGAGCAUCCUGAUCCUUGCUGUGAAUACCUCCUCUCAACACUGCUUCCCUGUCAUUGAGGCAUUUGUAGAGGAACUUAGGCUGAUCUCAAAGUUUCUUCAUCCUUUUCUGACCCCAGAGUUGCUCACACAAUCACAAAUUCCCUCAUAACUGAUCCCUUUCCUACCACCAACGUCACCUUUCAGAACUUCCUCCUUUGGACUUUUGGACUGGGACUGAGAAGAGCUGUGGCUGAAGAUCCUGCCUUUGCUGUUUCAUAUCUAUUUGCCCAUAGCCUAAUUUUUCUGAACCUCAGUUUCCUUUCCUGUAAAAUAGGAUUAGCCAUGUCCAUACUAGUGAUCUCACAGGAGUGUUUGAGCAUUCUAUGGCAGAGCAUAUUCCUGGUUCUUUUUGAACCUAGGAAUGCCGACUAAGUGUCAGUGUGGUGGUGACAUAUAGUUGUGUAGUCAGAGUAAGGAAAACUGAUUGUACUUCUGCCCCAGGGCCCUUCCUAGCUGUGUGACCCUGGUCACCUCACUGAACGUCAUCUCAGUCUCAGUUUUCUCAUCUGUAAAAUGAAGCCAAUAAUAGCCCUGCCUCCCGGAGUUUUGUUUUUUCUUGGCAAGGAGGACCUAAUGUUCAAAAAGUGUUUUGCACACCUUAAAGAGUCAUAUAAAUGCUAUAUUUUUCAUCUUUAUUAUUUCUCUAAAUUUCCCUCUUAUCACAGUCUAGUUUUCGAUAUUCUGGACUUUGGCUUGUAUAAAUUUUUGGAGACAGUUGAAGGAAAUUCGGACCCAAAUACUGUGGGGUUUCCCUUGCUCUAGCUGGAAGCUGAAGUUCCAAUUCAAAUAGGACCUUAAGGAGGAUUGAGUAGCUAUUAUGUCAAUAGCAAUGACUGUGAGUACAGUAACAAUAAUGUCUGGCAUUUACAUACUUUUUUGAGGCGAUUUGUCACUUUAUCCUCACAGGAACUCUGGGUUGUGAUGAGAAUCUGCUUCAGUGACUUGCCCAGAGUCACAUGGCUAGAAAGCAAGUGUCUGAGGCCUAGUUUAAGUCAGUUUUUCCUGAACCAGACCCAAUACUCUAGGUAAAGCUUUUCUGACUCCUUUAGGGUUCAAAGGCUAUAAUGUGGCUUACUGAGAAGAGUCCUGGCCUUGGAGUUCUCAAGUUGUCUUCUUGGGAUGUGGAAGUGAACAAAGUCUCUGACCUCUAAGAGUUGUGAGAGAACAUGGACAAGUCAGUUGACAUAUCUAGGAUCCACUUUCCAUAUGUAGAAGGGGGGAAAUGGUUUAAAUGAACCUCAUUUCAUCCUAAGCUCUAGGAAAUAAAGUAUAUUCUGAUAUUUCCUCUGCAGUUAAUUAAAGUGCAUCAUUUCUAAUAUUAACUAAUGGCUCAUCUUGGAGCCCCCACUCCAGUUUUGAAAACAUUAUUUGUUAUAUAAACUAAAGAAAACUCACUGCAAGGGCUUUUACUUAUUUCUUUCAAUGUAAACUAUAUUCUUUCCCCAAGAAACUUUGAUUUAAAUGAACCUCAUGUCUUUGUUCUAUGCAAUUUAUUACCUGAAACAAAUAAUAAAGAUGUUCAAAGAAUUACUUAAAAU
Messenger RNA from Monodelphis domestica (gray short-tailed opossum), 2988 nucleotides. RefSeq names its product membrane-spanning 4-domains subfamily A member 4A-like. The record is from RefSeq and is a predicted model, not a curated record. Lineage: Eukaryota; Metazoa; Chordata; Mammalia; Didelphimorphia; Didelphidae. Gene Ontology annotation, cellular component: plasma membrane.